Blepharisma stoltei is the source of this 3063-nucleotide messenger RNA. The record is from the annotation of a GenBank genome assembly. Lineage: Eukaryota; Ciliophora; Heterotrichea; Heterotrichida; Blepharismidae.
AUGGAAGCCAAUCCCAAAUCGGUGAUCAUUGACAUCAUUGGUCUAUCAGCUCAAAAAGCAGAAGAAACACUUAGAAAUCAAGCUUUAACAGCCAAACUCCUGAGCGUUGCAAACUCUGCUAAAUCGUUUCCUCAGUUCAGUCCUUCAACAAGCUCUGGUAAGCUUCUAUACUCAAUUGCAACUUCAGUUCCAGAAUCAAUUGAUACCUUCAAGCCUUUUCUAAUCGAGCAGGUCGCUAUAAACAACAUAAAAUCAGCACCUCAAUUAGAAGCAGCUAUUGAGUAUCUCAAAAAGAAUAAGAAAGUUGAGCAAGAAGAAUUUCUGAGAUUUUGUGGGGUAGGCGUUGAAGUUACCACAGAACAAAUCCAAGCCACAGUCAACGAAAUCUUGGAUAAUGAUGCAGAAACUAUCAGAAAGCUUGGAUGGGAAAAUAAAGGCUUAGUCGGCAAUCUCAUAGGAAAAGUCAAACAAGUCCACAAGUGGGGAAACCCAAACACCAUCAAGGAACUUGUAGAAGCCAAGCUUUUGACUAUUUUAGGCCCUAAGGUAGAAGGAGAAGCCCAAAAAGCAAAAAAAAAGGAAAAAGUCACACUGGUGGAAGAGACCAAGAAGGAAAAGCUGAGCACUUGCAUUGGGAGAGAACUUAAAAGUGCAGUAAACACCGAAGAGCAGAUGAAAAAGCACUUAGCCUUUACUGGUGGAAAAGUGAUGACUAGGUUCCCACCAGAGCCAAACGGAUAUUUGCAUAUUGGCCAUGCUAAAGCUAUGAGAUUCAGCUUUACAAUGGCUGCUGAAAAUGGCGGUCAUUGCUACUUAAGAUUUGAUGAUACUAAUCCUGAAAAGGAGACUGGAGAGUUCAUAGAAAACAUCAAGAGAAAUGUCGCUUGGCUCGGCUACACACCAUGGAAAAUCACCCACGCCAGUGAGUAUUUCCCUGAAAUGUACGAAUUGGCAUUGGAACUAAUAAGAAGAGACAAAGCUUAUGUUGAUGAACAACCAUGGGCUUUAAUUAAGGAGCAGAGAUUUAAUCAAAUUGACAGCCCUUAUCGUAAUACCUCGCCUGAAGUAAAUCUAGAGAAAUUCGAUAAAAUGAAAAGAGGCUACUAUGCUGAAGGAGAAGCAUGCUUGAGAAUGAAAAUUGAUAUGAAGCACCCUAACCCAUGCAUGAGAGACCCAGUGGCCUAUAGAAUUAAAUAUUUACCACAUCCACAUGUAGGGGAUAAGUGGUGUGUUUAUCCAACUUAUGAUAUGGAACAUUGCAUUGUAGACUCUAUUGAAAAUAUCACCCACAGUCUUUGCCGUGUCCUCACACGACGACUAUUUCAUAACGACUAUUUUUUUUGGCCUAUUUUUUUUUGGCUAUUUUUUUUGGCCUAUUUUUUUUUGGCCUAUUUUUUUUUGGCCUAUUUUUUUGGACUUUUUUUUGGCCAUUUUUUAGCUAUUUUUUUACUAACCUCCCCCCCCCCUCCGUGAGCGAACAAAAAAAUUUUGUUCGCUCACGGAGGGGGGUUAAUUUUUUUUUUUAAAAAAAAUUUAUAUAUAAAUUUUAUAAAAAAUAUUUUUUUUCGAAAUUUAAAAAAAUCCUAAUUUGCAAAAAUUGGGAAGCAAAUAUUAAUUUAAUUUGCAAAAUUUAUGUUUUAAAACGCAAUUUUGUUUAAAAUUAAACAGAAUUAGCUCUAGAUUUCAUUAUACUAAUUAUCACUUAUAUAUCAAAAUUUUUUUUCCAUUAAAAUUUUUUCUAUUAAAAAAAUUUUUGUUCACUCACGGAGGGUGGGUUUUUGGUCAAAAAAUGGGCGAUUUUUCUAAUGGUUUUGUUCGCUCACGGAGGGGGGGGGGGGAGUAAUAUUUGGGCCUAAUUCCAUCUUAAUGAUUUUAAUAUAAAUUUUUAAUGUAUUUUAAACGAUUUUAUCAUCAAAAAAUGCACCUUUAACAAAUUUACUCAAUAUUAAUCACGUAAGGAAAUAUAUUCGUUACUCAAUAAUUAUUUAGUUCUCUCAGUAGCUUCAAGAAUGAACUCGACAGAAAAAAUAGGACAGAAAAAUUAAAAUAGGCCAAAAAAAAUAGUCGUUAUGAAAUAAUCGCCAUGUGAAAGUAACCAGUCUUUGCACCUUAGAAUUUGAAAUCAGACGUGAUUCUUACUAUUGGCUUGUUGAAGCUCUAGAUCUCUAUAAAGCCUCAGUUUGGGAGUACUCAAGACUCAAUAUCACCCAUGUCAUGAUGUCAAAACGAAAACUUCAAGCUUUAGUUGAAGGCAAACUUGUUAAGGGCUGGGAUGAUCCUCGUCUACCAACCUUAAAUGGCUUGAAGAGAAGAGGCUACACAUCAGAAGCCAUCAAUGAAUUUGUCGAUCUUGUAGGCGUCACCCGCAGAGGCAACGAAAACAUCAUUUCUAUCAAACUUCUUGAGCACUGUAUCAGAAAGGACUUAAAUGAAAGAGCUCCUAGAACUUUAGCUGUCAUUGAACCUUUAUCAGUCACUAUUGCUGGCUUAACCUCGCCACAAACUAUUAGUGUCCCACGCUUUCCACAAAACCCUGAAAAAGGUUCAUAUACAGUUACAAUCACUUCUAACAUUUUCAUCGAAAGAUCAGAUUUCCACGAAGCUGAUGACCCUUCUUUCUUUGGCCUCGCUCCUGGAAAAAUUGUUGGACUUAAAUAUCUUCCAUUCAAAAUCCGCUGUGUUCGCUUCGAAAAAGAUAACCGCACCGGCGUUGUUAGUCGCUUAGACUGUGAAGUAGUAAACGACGAGACAAAGCCUAAAGGUGUCUUACAUUGGAUUUCUUAUGAAGACUCUGUCCCAUGUGAAGUAAGAUUAUACGACUACUUGUUUUUAUCAGAAAACCCAGCUGCUAUUGAAGACUGGAAAUCUGACCUAAACCCUAAUUCAUUACAGUCUAUAGAGGGAGCCCUUAUUAAUAAGGAUUUAUUAGACGCCCAACAUGAAGAUAAAUUCCAGUUCGAAAGAGUCGGGUAUUUCUCAGUUGAUUAUGACUCUACCAAUGAAAAGAAAGUGUUUAAUAGAGUAGUCACUUUAUUAGAAGGCAAGAAAAAACCUAAAGCAUAA